UUUCAGUGACCGAUAUAGCUUUUCUCUCCCCCUUUUUUUCUUUUUCAUGACAUCUAAACGCGACUUGGAAGACUUUUCUGAUGAUGAGCAACUUUUUGCAGAACUCGAGAAUGAAGAAGAUACCGAAGUCUCUGCUAUUAGAGAGAGAAGAAUCAGAGAGAUUCAAGAUGAACUGAAUAGACGUAAUGCUCAGGCGGAAAAUGAUCAUGGCUUAUAUACAGACAUCAGUAAAGAAAAGGAAUUCAUGGACAUCACUACUUCUGAAAAGUACGUCGUGGGACACUUUUAUCAUAGAGACUUUAGAAGAUGUAAGAUUAUGGAUACACAUUUAGAGUCACUAGCAAAGAAAUAUUAUGAUACCCGUUUUAUCAAGAUUGACGUCCAAAAUGCACCUUUUUUGGUAGAGAAACUUCAGAUCCGAGUUCUGCCUUGCGUUAUGGCAUGGGUGAAUGGCUAUGCACAGACAAAAAUUGUGGGUUUUGAUGAAUUGGGUAACUCGGAUGGUUUCCAAACAGCUUCACUUGAAUUGAAACUACUUCAUGCCAAUGUUAUAAAGAAAAAAGAAGAAAAAUCACAGGGGGCUAAAAAGUCAAUCUUUCAGUCUAACAAUGACACAGAUUCAGAAUUAGAAGACGAUUAAAUAAAU
Messenger RNA from Gilbertella persicaria, 646 nucleotides. Its product is annotated as thioredoxin-like protein. The record is from RefSeq and is a predicted model, not a curated record. The coding region runs from base 47 to 640 and encodes 197 amino acids. Gene Ontology annotation, cellular component: cytoplasm. The transcript has 5 exons. Lineage: Eukaryota; Fungi; Mucoromycota; Mucoromycetes; Mucorales; Choanephoraceae.